Messenger RNA from Cuculus canorus (common cuckoo), 5023 nucleotides. RefSeq names its product polyhomeotic homolog 2 (gene PHC2). NCBI's taxonomy places the organism in Eukaryota, Metazoa, Chordata, Aves, Cuculiformes, Cuculidae. Gene Ontology annotation, molecular function: zinc ion binding; protein binding. The transcript is spliced from 15 exons. Gene Ontology annotation, cellular component: PRC1 complex; nucleus. The record is from RefSeq and is a predicted model, not a curated record. Bases 183 to 2582 code for a protein of 799 amino acids.
GUGACGCGCGGCGCCAUGCAAAUGAGCGGUGGCAGCGGGGCGCGCGCGGCCGCCGGAGGGAGCCGCGCGCGCCGGCCCCGGGACCCCCGCCCCGCGCCGCCCCCGCCAUGGCCCUGCCCGGCGCCCCUCGGCCCGCAGCUCUAGCCUGACCCCUGCCACGCCGCAGCGCCCGGCAAAGCGCCAUGGAGAACGAGCAGCUCCCGGCACCUCUGCCCUCCAGCAGCGCCGGCGGCACAGCCACGACGCCCAGCAGCACUGGCACCGCUCGCCCACCUGCACCCCAAAUCUCAGUCUACAGCGGCAUCCCUGACCGCCAGACCGUCCAGGUGAUCCAGCAAGCACUGCACCGGCAGCCCAACACGGCGGCGCAGUACCUGCAGCAGAUGUAUGCAGCUCAGCAGCAGCACCUGAUGCUGCAGACGGCAGCACUACAGCAGCAGCACCUCACCAGCGCGCAGCUCCAGAGCCUGGCUGCCGUGCAGCAGGCGAGCCUGGCGGCAAACCGGCAGAGUGGUUCUUCAGGUGGGAACGGCACUCAACCAGCACCGGCACAGCAGCCCACGAUCAACCUGGCAACGUCUCCGGCAGCCGCGCAGCUGCUGAACCGGGCGCAGAGCGUCACUCCCAGUGCGUCGGGCAUCGCACAGCAGGCGGUGCUGCUGGGCAAUGCCACCUCGCCCGCCCUCACCGCCAGCCAGGCCCAGAUGUACCUGCGAGCACAGAUGCUCAUCUUCACGCCCACGGGCCCCGUCAGCACCGUGCGCCCCGAGAGCCCCGCGCCUGCCCCACCGCCGGCCCCACCACCUGCCCCACCGCCCGCUCCCCCCCAGGUGCACAGCCUGGCCCUGCGCCCCGCCGGCCCCCACCUCCCCACCCUGGCCAUGAAGCCCCCUGGGGGUGCCCCACCCCGGGCCGGCCCCCCCCGGGGGCCCCCACCCGACCCCCCCGCCGAGCACCUCAAAAAAGCCGAGGGUCUUGAGGCCCGCUCCCACCCCCUGACCCGCGCCACCGCCCCCGCUGCCGCCCACCCGCUCAUCACCCCAGCCUAUGCCCCGCUGCAGCCCCCCCAGUUCCUGCAGCAGCCGCCGAAGCCGAUGCAACCGCAGCAGCAGUUCGUCAUUCAGCAGCAGCAGCUGGCACCUCGCGGGCAGCCCCCCUCAGCACCCCCUGCUGCCCCCCAACUCCAGCCCCUGCCCCCCGCCAGCCCCGGCCCGGCUCCCCAACCCAAAGCAGGGGUCCCCCAAGGAACGGGCGGCGAGGGCGGCCCCCCCAACGGUCACCCCAGCUGCCACGCUGCCCCCCGCAAGUUCCAGCACGCCUCUGCCGUCAUCCUGCAGCUGCAGCCCGCCGGCGCCACGCCCCCGCUGGGGGUCCCCGAGGGCGCCUGCCGGGACCCGCUGCCCACCCCGAGGAGCGCCGACAGCCCGCCCGCCGCCCCGCUGCAGCCCCCUGCCCUCUCGCCGCCCGCCGCCCCCCCGGGCCCCGACACCCCUGAGGGCGAGCGGACCCCCGGCCACGAGCCGACCGCCGACCGCCUUCAUGCGCAGCCCGCGGCCCUGGCCAGCGCUCCCGGCAUGACCUCGGGCACCGGAACCUCUGCCUCCACCGUCGCCGCCGCCCCCCACAAUGGUGAGAACAAACCACCCCAGGCCAUCGUGAAACCCCAAAUCCUCACCCACGUCAUCGAGGGCUUCGUCAUCCAGGAAGGGGCAGAACCGUUCCCGGUGGGGCGCUCCUCGCUCCUGGUGGGGAACCUGAAGAAGAAGUAUGCGCAGGAGCUGCUGGCGGAGAAACUCCCACAGCAGGACAACACCACCACCACCGACUCUGAGAUGGAGGAGCCCUACUUGCAAGGUGUCCCUGCGCGCCCCCCAGAAUCCAAAGAGGAGGGGAACCCCCCCAAACUGAAGUGCGAGCUAUGUGGCCGCGUCGACUUUGCUUACAAAUUCAAGCGCUCCAAGCGCUUCUGCUCCAUGGCCUGUGCCAAGAGGUACAACGUGGGCUGCACGAAGCGGGUGGGUUUGUUCCACCCGGAUCGCAGCAAGCUGCAAAAGCCCGGGGGGCCGCCCCACAACCGCCGUCGGACCUGCAAGGGGACGCUGCCCCCCCUCAGCAAAGACACCAAGAAGCAGCCGCCGGUUUCUCUCCCGCCGGGGUCCAUGACGGCGUCGUUGCAGCUCAACCACAGCCAAGAAGAUUCGAGUCGUUGUUCGGAUAAUUCGAGCUACGAGGAGCCGCUCUCUCCGAUCUCGGCGAGUUCCUCCACGUCCCGCCGGCGGCAGGGUGAGCGCGACCUGGAGCUGCGCGAGAUGGAGCUGCCGGAUGUCCACGUCCGUGACCUGGCCAGCAUCGGCCACCGCUUCCUCCCCAGCGAGCCCAGCAAGUGGAACGUGGAGGAUGUCUAUGAGUUCAUCCGCUCGCUGCCAGGCUGCCAGGAGAUCGCGGAAGAGUUCCGGGCGCAGGAGAUCGACGGGCAGGCGCUGCUGCUGCUCAAGGAGGAUCAUCUCAUGAGCACCAUGAACAUCAAACUGGGACCGGCCCUCAAGAUCUACGCCCGUAUCAGCAUGCUCAAGGACUCCUAGAGCCGGGCGGGGGGGGCAGCACCCCUAGGAUACCCCCCCUCCCACCCCCCUGUCUGUGGGGAAGGGGUUUUGGGGGGCAGGGGAGCCACUUCUGAGCACAACCCAGCCCCGGGGUGCCCCCCCCGGGGUCUGUAUAUAGGCCGUAGUGAUAGCGUCCCCCCAAAAUGGGGGAAACCCCCCUAUUCUGGCAGGGAGGGGGGGUCCCUGCAUCUCCCCCAUGUGUGUUGUUUCCCCACCACCCCAAAAAAAAACGGCAGGGCGAAGCAGGACCAUUGCCUUAACGUGCCCCCCCCUACACACACACACACACACACACACAGACACACACAGAGAAGUUGGGGUUUGGGCUACCAGCCCCGGGGGGGGGGUGUUAGCCCCAGGGGGGGCAUCUUGGGGUGCCCAGGGCGGGGAGAAGACAGAGAGUUGUUCCCCCACAUCCUCCCCCCACCAUCUCCAGCCCUGUCCCCCUCCCUGCUGGGAUUUGGGCUACCAUCCCUGUGCGGGGGGUAAAGGACAACUUGGGGUGCCCAGGGGGCACAGAGGAGGAGUUGCCCCACACACACACCCCCUCCAGCCCCCCCCUAAGCCGGGAUUUGGGCUGCCACCCCUGAGGGGGGGUUAGCCCUGGGGGAGAGAGCACAUCUUGGGGUGCCCUGGGGGUGGUGGGGGGGAAGAGGAAGAGUCGCACCCUACAGACCCCUUCCAGCCCCCCCCAAGCUGGGAUUUGGGCUACCAGCCCGGGGGGGUGUUAGCCCUGGAGAGGAGGGGGCACAGCUUGGGGUGCCCAUGGCGAGUGGAGGAGGAGGCGCCCCCCCACACCCUGUGCUUGGGGGUGGGAGGAUGGGGUUGGGCCCCCCCCGGCAGGUGAGCAGGCCCUCCUCCCCCUCCCCCGGCCACCAAGGCCUUUUUAAGAAAAGAAAAGAAAAAAAAAAUGGAAAAAAACCUCACGGAUCCCUCCCCUUUUCCUGUUUUUUUUUUGUUUGUUUUUUGUUUUGUUUUGUUUUUAAUAAACACCGAAAAAGAAAAAACUUCAGGGCCCCCAACUUUUCCUCCUCACCUCCCCCCAGUUCCUUCCCAAGUCCCUAUGGGGUGGGGAUGGUGUCACCUUCCUGGGAUGUGUCCACACCUCUUGUCACCCGUAGGUGCCCCCAAAUCACAGCGUGGGGCUCCCACCUUGCGAGGUGGGAUGGGGAAACGGAGGGGACACUUAUGGUGGCUCCAUGAUGCUGGUGGCCAUGGGGAGGUGCUCACGUUGGGGAGGUGGCCCUGGAGAUCAGGACUGGUCAGUGGAGGUGGUGGCCCUGUGGUCGGAGGUCCCCAGAACUGGUGGCCCUGAGGAUCAGGACUGGUCCCCAGAGCUGGUGACCCUGUGGUCAAAGGUCCCCAGAACUGGUGGCCCUGAGGAUCAGGACUGGUCCCUGAGCUGGUGACCCUGUGGUCAGAGGUCCCCAGAACUGGUGGCCCUGAGGAUCAGGACUGGUCCCCGGAGCUGGUGACCCUGUGGUCAGAGGUCCCCAGAACUGGUGGCCCUGGAGAUCAGGACUGGUCCCCAGAGCAGGUGGCCCUGUGGUCAGAGGUCUCCAGAACUGGUGGCCCUGAGGAUCAGGACUGGUUCCCAGAGCUGGUGGCCCUGUGGUCGGGGGUCCCCAGAACUGGUGGCCCUGCAGAUCAGGACUGGUCCCCAUAGCUGGUGGCUCUGUGGUUGGAGGUGCCCAGAACUGCUGGCCCUGGAGAUCAGGACUGGUCCCCGGAGCUGGUGACCCUGUGGUUGGGGGUCCCCAGAACUGGUGGCCCUGAGGAUCAGGACUGGUCCCCGGAGUUGGUGGCCCUGUGGUCAGAGGUCCCCAGAACCGGUGGCCCUGAGGAUCAGGACUGGUCCCCAGAGCUGGUGACGCUGUGGUCGGAGGUCCCCAGGACUGGCGAGGGUGGUCCCAGCACGGUGUCCCUGGAGUUGGUGGCCCCAAGGCUGGUGGCAUUGUCCCCGUCCCCUGCAGGACCCUCUUCUUCCCCCCGUUUUUCCACUUUUUCCGCCCCAAACAAACACAAAACCCGUAUUUGUAUUUUUUUGUCAUCACUGUUUUAUUCUUCUCUUUUUUUUGGAAACGGGUGCCGGGUUGGGGGAUUUUGCUCCGUUCCGACACCGCGGGUCCCCCCGGCUCCUCUGUGACCACAAUGCAAGACAGCGAGGGGGAGGGAGGGCGCGCUUUUUUUUUUUGUCAUUUUUCUCUUCUUUUUGGCUUUUUUUUCAUGUUUUUUCCUCCUUUUUUACCAAGGUCUGACCUAACUCUAGGGCUGUGGCCCGGGAUUCACCGAGGGGGAUAAAAAAAGCCCCAAAAGGAGGGGGUUUUAGGUGUAGAAGAGGCGUAUUUACACGGUAUUAACAUGCGGACAGAAAAGAUUACACUAUCGAGUAUCGUACAACACCGAGGGGAAAAGGGAGG